Messenger RNA from Panonychus citri (citrus red mite), 493 nucleotides. RefSeq lists its product as uncharacterized. NCBI's taxonomy places the organism in Eukaryota, Metazoa, Arthropoda, Arachnida, Trombidiformes, Tetranychidae. The coding region runs from base 14 to 400 and encodes 128 amino acids. The record is from RefSeq and is a predicted model, not a curated record. The transcript has 4 exons.
AACCAAACUGAUCAUGAUUAAAUCAAUUUUAUUCGUUAUUUUAAUCAUCGAUUCAUCUUUUUUCAUUAAUUGUGAUGAAGUUUCCCCACUUUUGAAUAAUACUUGUAAAACUUUUAUGGAAUUGGUAACUAACGGGACUCAUGAGAAAUACAUGGAAGAUAUAGAUGAUUGUAUGAAAAAUAAUUUACCCGAAAAUGUUUACGAUGCUUUGGUCAAAUGUGAAAAUAUUUUACCGUUCAGGACAAACGAAGAAGUGACCAAGGCUUGUUCUGGCAUUGAAAUCAACUCGAAAGCAUUUGAAGAGUCCAUUAGAUGCAAGCAAAAAACAGUUACGGGUGGUUUCAAAAAGUAUUGGUCCUGUAUAUUCAGCAUAUUGAAGGAACAAUUCACCGAUAAAUGAUGGAUAGUUGGUUAUGCAUAUCAACAAUAAAAUCUGAUAAACUUAAUUUUUUGUUCGAUUGUUCAAGGAUAAACACUUAAAUGAUCGUUGAUU